UUCCUCCAAACCAGUUCCAACAAUAACAGCAACUCCUGCUGCAGCUGCCUCGUUAGGGAGAAGAUGUGUUUUGCCUUUCUCUGCUGAGAGAUGAAGCUUCCGAAUCUGUGUGAUGUGAGCAGGUGAGGAUGUCUGCUGACAAGUCCAAAUGAUAUUUCCAGGUGUUCUACUGAUCUUGGCACUGACAGAAGAGCUGGUGUUUUCUGUUCAGGUACUGUCUCCCACUGUCUCCUCCUCUCAGGGCUUCCCGAUGAACACUACCACUGUCACAGCCAUGGGAACAACGCCUCGCCACAAAGACCACCAUGCAGCAGAGCCCCUUCCCACGUCUGCUCACACCGUGCCCCAUUCCAUCAGCGUGGUGGAGAAAGCCCCUUCCACCGGGCAAAAGCAAGCGAGUGGCCCUCACCUCGGCGACAAGGAAACAUAUCAUUUACACAACCGGAGUGCUUUGUACUCGGGACAGACUCGCCCCAAGGGGAAAAUAUUCCAGGUUUUCAAAGGCAACUUCACAGAGUCCUCAGAGCCUUACCUAAAGACGACCCUGCACUCUCCCUUCCCUACCCUGAGGAGCCCUUUCACAGACCACCCCUUUCAGUCCCAGACCACAGCAUCCAGUGAUCCGAAUGGCAUGGGGCUGGCAAGAACUACACACUCAGACCCUUCACCCCACCACAGCACCUCGGGAAGCCUUAGGGAAGCAGAGCGAGGUGACGGGGCCGAGCUAAUGCUGCAGGAGGCAGAUUUUGCCACCACAACUGCUGGACCAUCAACCGAUCCUGAAGCGGUGUCGGUGCCUUUUAAACCCACCCACUACAGCGUAUGGGAUAUGCUGAGCAAAAACAACUCUUGGGUAACCUUGAACCUCAGUACAAACGUCCCUCUGUUUGCUGGCCCCGGAUCUGCAACAGCAGCAGCGGGGCACUCAGUUCAGACCAGUUUUGAUGUCAGUGUCUCCUCCCCGGCAGCGGGAGAUCCCAAGGGACCCUCUCCAACACAGCGUGGCACGGUGACCAACGUGACCUUGCUAAGCACUGCUCUCUCUGCAGCUCCUGCCACCAGGUUGUCCAGUUCCAUUUCCACCGCUGGCUCCACCGCCACUGGGAACUUCCUAAACAGGCUGGUUCCUGCUGGGACCUGGAAACCUGGAGUGCAAGGAAACAUCUCCCAUGUCACCGAGGGGGACAAGCCCCAGCACAGAGCAACCAUCUGUCUCAGCAAGAUGGACAUUGCCUGGAUCAUUCUGGCUAUCAGCGUACCUAUAUCCUCAUGUUCUUUGCAGCUGCUGAGGGAGCAGGAAGAGUUUGAAAUCCUGGUCUUCGGGCACCUGCGGGAGCAGGGCAGUGUAUGGUGUGGGCUGUACGUUGCACAGUGCGCGCUGUACGGUGUGGGGUGCACGGUGUGGGACAUGCGAAGGGGACUGUCGCCACCUCCCGGGCACAGGCGCCUGCAGCUGAGGACCGACGGCCCGCGCUGGCAUCGUCACUUCUGGUCUAAAGGGGGCUGA
Messenger RNA from Nestor notabilis (Kea), 1507 nucleotides. Its product is annotated as transmembrane protein 108-like. The transcript is spliced from 4 exons. Gene Ontology annotation, biological process: dendrite extension; postsynaptic density organization; retrograde axonal transport. The record is from RefSeq and is a predicted model, not a curated record. The coding region runs from base 149 to 1507 and encodes 452 amino acids. Gene Ontology annotation, cellular component: early endosome; axon; postsynaptic density. Lineage: Eukaryota; Metazoa; Chordata; Aves; Psittaciformes; Psittacidae.